CGAGACUCUGUAUGUAUAUUAUGUAUGUACUGUAUGUACUUAAUGCUGCUCUGAAUCCUAUAUAUAAUCAUCGAUGUCCCUGCCAAACGACUUCCUAGGAAGUCGCUCUAGCUCCGACUUGAGUUAAGGCGUAUAAUGAGGUGGCGCCAUACUCAACUCAGCAUCCCUUAAAUGACGAUGUACGGAUAUAAGCAUACAUGCCUCGCCAAGGAAGGGGCUGGAUGGGGAAGCGCGCCUACUUGUAGGCAGGCGAGCAGGUGGGCUAGGUAGUAGCUCCACUGAAAUUUCAAUUGAGGAUUCUAAAACCUCCCAUCCGAUUAGUAUUCCGAUGUUUCGCUACACUUGACUCCCGAAAAGCUAAAUACCGUCAGUGAUAUUACUCGUAUACGAAUGUCCAGAUAUAGAUCAAACACGCCCGGUCGCCCUCCUCAGAAGUCUGGACGCUGCACAACCUAUGAACGCCCACGCCCUCCUAACCGCCCAAGGAUGGCGGGGGACUGGCCACUCUCUACACCCGACCAGCGAUAGCAACGGCCUGACACACCAUAUCCUCAUAAAGCGUAAUAAAGAUGGCGCCGGUCUCGGUAAUAAGAAGGAUCACAAGCAAGAGGCUUGGUGGCUGAAUGCCUUUGACCAAGCUCUCAAGGGCAUCGACACGAAGAGCGGCACCAUGAAACAGACUCUGAAAGGAGGCGCGCUCGAAAAGAUCACCGCGCGCAACGUCGCGACCAAGUACACCGGCACCAGGGGGCUAUACACAUCAUUUAUACGUGGGGGUGUCAUGGAGGGAUCAGUCAAUGAUCCCGCAGCUUCAUUACCGACACCGCCUGAUAGCGGGGCCGGUACACCACUCCCCACAGAACCGGACUCGAAGACCAAAAAAGAUGGCAAGCGAGAAGAGACGAAAGAGGAAAGGAGGGCACGAAGAGAGGCCAAGAGGUUGAAGAAGGCUGAGAAAGAGGCACUGCGGGAGGCACGGAGACGGGCUGCUGAAAAGGUCGAAAAGAAGAAAGCCAAGAAGGCUGAGAGGCAAGCAGCUAAGGAGAAACUCAAGGCUAGCGAAACAAGAGAAGAGCGGAGAGCGAGAAGAGAUGCAAGGCGGAAACGGAAGGACGCAAAGAGGCGUGUGAGCGCAGUCAAAUGAUGAUCGAAGAAUUGAGACGAUAUACCCAUUGCCAUCUUGCAUGGCGCGAAAAUGGCCAGCGUUCCUGUUUCAUAUCAUAUCAUAGGGUCCAUAUUCAUGUUCAAAGCAUUCAGAUGGCGUUGGAUACUACCAUAAAUUCGUUUCUAUGCCUGUUUCGGGACUUUACCGGGUUUAUUUGACAAUAGCCAUGGUCUUCUAUCCCAGAAA
Messenger RNA from Xylaria bambusicola, 1351 nucleotides. RefSeq lists its product as uncharacterized. The record is from RefSeq and is a predicted model, not a curated record. Bases 455 to 1144 code for a protein of 229 amino acids. Lineage: Eukaryota; Fungi; Ascomycota; Sordariomycetes; Xylariales; Xylariaceae. The transcript has a single exon.